CUCCCAUCCCCGCCGCGCGCCGCCCCGACUCAAGCCGGAAGUCCCCGCCCCUAUCCCCUACUCCCCUCUACCGAACGGUGCUAGGCGCGGCGCUCACGGCGGCGGCGCAUCGCGCGGGAGGCGCUCGGCGUCAUCGUCUCGUUCCCCUGGAAACAGCCGGGCGACACCGUCCGCCGAGCACUAUCGAAAAAAAAAAAGAAAACCCUAGCCAGCGGAGCGGCAGAAAGCCUCUGUGAUUUUUCAGGUGCUAUCAACUUGGAAGAUGGCAGAUGAGGAACAAGCCCCAAGCUCUAGGAAGAGGGUUGCAGGUACCCAAAUCAACAAGGAUAAUCCUGAGCCUGAUGAUGAUGGACCAGAGCCAGAGAUGGGUACAUUUAAGAAAGCCACUGAGGAAGUUAUGGCAACCCGGAGAAUUGUAAAGGUUCGGCGCCAGCAGACUUCAUCAGCUCCUUCUUCUAAUCCUUUCUCUGCAAUCAGAUUUGCCCCCACUGAUUCUGGUGCUCAAACAAGCGCCCCUGUCCCAGAGGAUGUCAAAGCUGAUGAGGGAAGUAAUGGUAAUGAGAAAGAUACUUUGUCUGUGCCAGACAAGAAUGCAGGCUCUGGUGUAAAUACUGACUCUGGUGCCACAACUGAAGCACCACCUCAACCUGUUGAAACCAGUGACAAGGCAGAAGACACAAAGGAUGAAUCUGGUGGAGACAAAGUGGUAGUUGGAGAACCCAAUGAAGGUAGCUGCAUGCCAUCUGAAGUUGAGGGCAAACCAAAAGAGGGAGAUGCUGAAGAAACAGAAGGGGCAGAUGAAGCUGGAAAUAAUGAUAAAAUUAGCAAGAAUGAUACUGAGAAGAAAGAUGGAGGUGAAUCAGAGACCAAGGAUGGCCUGUCUGAUGAGCAGAGAGAUGCUGAUAAAAUUGGCAAGGAUGAUACUGAGAAGAAAGAUGGAGGUGAAUCAGAGCAGAAAGAUGCUGAUAACAAAGGGCAGGCAUCAUCAGCGGCACCCCUUUUCUCGUUUAAGAAUCUGUCAAGUGGUCAAAAUGCUUUCACAGGUCUGACCGGAACUGGAUUUUCAAGCACCUCAUUCUCGUUUGGCUCAGUGUCUAAAGAUGGCUCAAGUGCUGGUCCCCUAUUUGGGCUGAAAACUGAUGGUUCUUCGUUCCCUUCUUUUAAUCUUGGUGCUUCUAACAACGGGAGUUCCGCCACAGCGCUUGCUACUUCAGCAGAGGCACCCAAGAAAUUUGCUAUGACCGAGGGCCCUGUUGAAACUGGUGAAGAAAAUGAGAAGGCUGUAUUUACUGCUGACUCUGCUUUGUACGAGUACCUAGAUGGUGGCUGGAAAGAAAGAGGAAAAGGUGAACUGAAGCUGAACGUCCCUGUAUCUGGCGGCGAGAGAGCCCGGCUCGUCAUGAGGACAAAAGGCAACUACCGGCUGGUCCUGAAUGCAAGCCUCUACAACGACAUGUCACUCAAGGACAUGGACAAGAAGGGCGUGACAUUUGCCUGCAUGAACAGCAUUGGGGAGUCGCCGAGCAGCCUUGCCACAUUUGCUCUGAAGUUCAAGGACACAGCCACCAGGGAGGAAUUCAAGGAUGCGGUGGAGUCUCACAAGACAAGCAAGGCACCGGACGUGGCCGCCGAAGACGACGCCUGAGAACUCUCCGAAGGCAGCAGAGGUCUGAAGCUGCACUCGGGUCACGCUUACUCGUCCUUUGUAAGUGCCCAGGAAGGAGCCGAGAGAUACUUUCUGUUAUUCUUAAGAAUGUCGUGUCAUGACAUGAUGUCCUGAAUUGUGUUUGCAUACGGUUCCCUGAUGCUGUUUUUGGAACAGUGGGUAGCCUGUCGUACUUUUGUCAUUACAUACGGUCAUAUAAUCUUAGAAUCCUGGAGAUGAGACUCGUUAGAUAUGUUUGCUUAUCCUGGAGAUGAGACUAGUUAGUUAUUAUGUCUUGAAUGAAUGAAUGUAUGCAAUUAUGCGUAUCUUGGUUAUUA
This is a messenger RNA of Sorghum bicolor (sorghum), 1983 nucleotides long. Its product is annotated as nuclear pore complex protein NUP50A. Gene Ontology annotation, molecular function: GTPase activator activity. Lineage: Eukaryota; Viridiplantae; Streptophyta; Magnoliopsida; Poales; Poaceae. Gene Ontology annotation, cellular component: cytoplasm; nuclear pore. The record is from RefSeq and is a predicted model, not a curated record. Gene Ontology annotation, biological process: intracellular transport. The coding region runs from base 263 to 1645 and encodes 460 amino acids. The transcript is spliced from 2 exons.